Rotaria sordida is the source of this 558-nucleotide messenger RNA. Lineage: Eukaryota; Metazoa; Rotifera; Eurotatoria; Philodinida; Philodinidae. The record is from the annotation of a GenBank genome assembly.
AUGAAUGCAUUAAAAUUAUCAGAUAAAGAUACAAAAGUUGCUAUUAAAGUUGGUCCACAAGCUAUACAAGUAACAUCAAAUGAAACAACUAAAGUACUUGGUCAUAAUGUUUUACUUAAUGAUGUUUAUUAUGCUUCAGAAAUUGAAGAAGUUUGCCUUGUUAAUGAUAAUCAAUUUACAUUAACAAUAGCCAAUCAACACAGAACCAUAUCAUCAGAAAAAUUAGCAUUAAAAGAAGCACAUUUAACAUUAGAAUUUUUAGAAGAAUGUAUUCAAGCUUUUAGAAAUUCAACAAUUGAAUUAAAAUAUUUAUGCUUAGGAUCUAUGACAAAAUGGUUACUGAAUUUAACGCAAUUUUAUGAUAUUGCUAUUUUACUUCGUUAUUUAUUAAUGCUUUCAUUUAAUAAUUCAUUUGAUAUUGCUUCACAUUUACCAUUUCUAUAUCAUAUUGUUACAUUACUUGUUAGUACAGAUUCAUUAACAUUAUGUGUAUCAACACAUGAUCUUGUUAUAAAUAUUUUACAUUCAUUAUUAUACAUAUUCUCAAUCACAAUUUAG